Messenger RNA from Penicillium malachiteum, 1770 nucleotides. Its product is annotated as putative triacylglycerol lipase (LipA). The record is from RefSeq and is a predicted model, not a curated record. NCBI's taxonomy places the organism in Eukaryota, Fungi, Ascomycota, Eurotiomycetes, Eurotiales, Aspergillaceae. The transcript is spliced from 8 exons. Bases 1 to 1770 code for a protein of 589 amino acids.
AUGGCCUUUCUUGGCAUCUGGGGAUGUUUUGUCUUCCUUUUCUGUUUGAAUCUUGGGUUAGCAAGCGGGAAAACAUCCAGCGAUCCACCAACGGCGACCCUAAGUAACGGAGAGGAAGAUAGGUCCACCAUCUUUGUUGGUCGUUCUCUUCUCGAAUUUGAUCAAGAUGUGUUUUUAGGCAUCAAGUUUGCUGAUGAGCCUGCCCGCUUUACCCCUGCCCAACUCAAAUCAAGCUACGCGUCUAAUGAUAGUGAUUCUGGGAGCUACGAUCUUUCUGUGACAAAUCUUCAGCCUCAGUCUGACGUUACUUACUACAAUGCAACUGAAUAUGGCUAUGAUUGUCCUGGUUAUGGCUCAGACACGACUGAGCUCGUUGAUCUGGGCUUCGUUCGUCUGAACGAAAAUUGUCUCAAUCUCAACGUGAUAAGGCCUCAAACUGAUACGGAUGAGCUACUCCCAGUCUUGAUUUGGAUAUAUGGGGGUGGAUGGUCCGAGGGUUCGACUGCAGAUCCAAGAUACAAUAUGAGUUAUAUCAUCCAGCAGAGUGCGGAGAACAAUAAGCCUGUGCUUGGGGUCUCCAUCAACUACAGAUUGGCUGCUUUUGGGUUUUUAGAUUCGAAAGAAGUGCGGGCUGAGGGAAACACCAAUCUUGCGCUUCGGGAUCAGCGAGUUGCGAUGCAUUGGGUCAAACAAAAUAUCGAAGCAUUUUGUGGAGAUCCCGAAAAGAUCACUAUAUGGGGUGAAUCUGCAGGCGCCUACAGUGUUGGAGAUCAUCUGGUAACAAAUGGAGGAGAUAAUGAAGGUCUCUUCAGGGCCGCCAUUAUGGACUCAGGUAAUGCUGUUGGUCCUCCAUAUAACGGAACCGAAUGGCAUCAGCCGAUGUACGACGGAAUUGUUGAGAGAGCAGGGUGCUCAAAUGCAACAAACACUCUACAAUGCCUUCGCGACCUCCCUUACGAGGAAUUUUAUGAUGUUGCUUAUGUUGGACUCGAGUGGUUCGCAACCAUUGAUAACAUUUUCAUCUCAGAGUAUCCACAAAUCAGCUAUCGCGAAGGCAGGCUCGCUAAAGUUCCUAUCCUAUUAGGCACAAAUACAGAUGAAGGCACUAGCUUUGGCACAACAGGAGUCAAUACAGAUGAGGAAGCGAUUGCACAAUUGACCACAUCGAAGCGUUGGGUUCUCUCAACUGAUGAAGCCACACGCAUUCUGAAUCUCUACCCUAAUAUCUCGGCAAUCGGAUGUCCUUACGGAUGGGGCAAUGCUACAUGGCCAGCCUUGGGUUAUGAGUACAAACGAUACGAGUCCAUAGCUGGAGAUUUAUGCAUGGUAGCGCCACGUCGAAUGCUGGCACAUACAAUGGCUAGUUUCGACAAAACUGUCUUCUCAUACCGGUGGGAUGUGGCUGCUUUCAAUGAUUCAACAUUAAUUGGCGUACAACAUUUCGCAGAGAUUCCAUUCGUCUUUGCCAAUUCAGUACAGAACAUUACGACUCUCGAGGCAUCCUUACCUGGCAGGUUAGCUCUUGGACAAAUGGCGGCUCGUAUGUGGACUUCAUUUGCCGCAGAAUUGAAUCCGAAUGGACAUGGAAGAAAUCGGUUAGAUUAUCUAGAGGGUACUAACACGACUACAGUUCCAAAUAUUCCACAGUGGCCUAAUUUCUCGCGCAAUGCAUCCAACUUCGUGUUCCGACUUCCUCGAAAUGAAAGUUAUAUCGAACUUGACGAUUAUCGCACUGCAGGAAUGGACUACAUCAACAGCAUUGCACGGUAA